AUGCACAGGCGCAACAGUACCAGGUCGGGUGCUAUUGACCGUCGAAAAUCCACUUCUUCCGUAAAAAGCGUCCAGCUGGAACAUAUCCUCCCCGACACGGCCGAGCGUGAUGCACAGGCAGCCGCCGCGCAAGCAUUCGCGAGAGCAAAGGAUCGAUCGGCGGUUGACGCUCCUCUGUGGCCACCGUCUCGCAAUUACGUCUCUAGUCGGGCAACAGGUUUUAUUGGGACGCCGGACAGACGUACAGACGAUACUCCUCUUCGACGUCAACAGAGUGUUCGCUUCGUUCGACCGGCGCCGACGCAGCUAUCACGUAGCUAUACCCGAGGCGAAGACCUGACACCCACUCGCAAACCGAAUACUGUGAGGCUGCAGGUUACCACGCGUGGUGUUGAGCCAUGUCCAGCAAGCACCGCCACGACUGCUGGGAUGACAUGUGCGGCCAAAGGUGCCGCUGGUGACUAUAUCAGUGCUCUCAUUACAGGUGAAGAGUACUAUACGCCUGAGGAUGAUAUCGCUUCAGCGCCCUCGUCAUAUCGCCGGAUACGCAAGUCCAAAUCGAUGUUUUCUGGCUCACAAACGACCAUGCUACCCCCGAACCACAUGGGCUAUCGGACUUCAGCGACCAUGAACCAACUACCGUCUCCAUCUCCAGGCUAUGCAGGUCCUCGAACAGACGAAAACAAGCCUCCUGUGGGACUCAAGGCUCCGAAGUCAAUGAGUUUCUUGCGUAGUCGGCGUGAGCAACCGAUGCCCCAUCCAGAUCAUCAGGGUGAGAUGCCACAUGCGUCUUCCACGAACGAGUUUAGUGGAACUUAUAAUCCGAAAGGAAAACUACUGAAGGCACAGCCUUCGACUUUCUUCCGUUCCAAGCGUGCUAGCACCGAUAGGACCUUCCGGAAAAGUAUGAGAGAUGUCAGUAACCAUGCGAUGUCGACAACUGGGCAACCAUCCAAAGAAGGUAGUUUGAGGCACAAAGCUCGGAAAGUAUCGUUGAACCUCAAACAUAAACUGAAGAACUUAUUCAGUUCGACAAAAGGGGAGAACGAUGAGUCGAUGCUCCCUCCGCAGCAAAUCGAAGCUCGAAAGUCCCAUGUCACUGGCUCGGACAGUCUUGAGGAAGACUUCAACGACGAAUUUCGACCCACGCCUACAGCCGAAGAAGACACCAUCAGAACGACUUCUGAGGAAGAGCAACCAGGGUCCCCAGAAUUCAACCCCUGGAUGCGCUCAAUUUCAGACUUACCUAUGCGAUGCCCAAGCACGUGCGAGUCCGAGGUGGAUAAGAAAAUGCACUACGCUGAAAGCAUCUACUCUUCCACUACGGAGGACCAAACGAACGGAAUAGACAAUGGACUGUCCGCACCAAAAUACUCUCCUCCCAGACCUCCGAGUGUUCAUGGAGACGCAACGAUUUUCGUCGAUCCCCCUGUUUACAGGAGCCAGCCGGUACCAUUCAAGCGUCGCAUGACUUCGACUGCAAGCUCUGUGGAGUGGAAAUCUUGGCUGUCAGCGAACGUCUCGAAGCUUAAGGAGUCACCUGUUGUUCCAGAGACCAGUCGACUUGAUUAUACUCUUCCAGUAGCUCUCUUUUCCGGUCAUGUCCGAGAGAAGGCCCAGAUGAAUGACGAAGAAGAGGACCAGCAUCCACCAGAGGUUUAUGAGCCGUCCAGACCAGGUACUGUCCACGCAUCAACCGUGCCCGAUGCGGAGACCCUAUCACCGGUGAUUCAAGAAGCCCUAAGGGAUGAUUCGCAAGCACCUGGCUCGAAAAAGCAGAACGAAGCCUCCGAACCGCCACCUCCACCACCUAAAAGCAUCCUUCGUACUGCUCCCUCGGUCGCAAGCAUGGGCUCGGCACGCACAGUAUCCAAGCCUCUCACCGAAAACACCAACAAGGAAAAAGUCGGUGCUAUGGACCAAAAGUUUUUGGCUCAUAUGUCUUCACUCAACGCACUUUCUGGGAACCAGUCACGUGGAGGAACGCCCGGCACUGUGAAGCUCGUCAAACGCCAGCCUCGGCCGAAGGGAUCGAAUACCUCGUUAUCUAGCCCAGGACUCGCGAAUGCUGUUGAGAGGCAGUUCGGGAAGCUUGAGGGGUCUAUCAGAUCCAAGCAAAACAAUACUCAUGCACACCCGAACAGCGAGAACGUGAGUCCACACGUCGGCGGCGACGAUGAUCCGUAUGGGAUCAAUGGAGCUGUUGUCCUUGGCCCCGACGAGACCGAAGACGGGCAAGGCGUAGGAAGUAAGAGGAUGGUCGACUUUUUCCUCAGCAGCAGACGCAAACGUAUGGCGAGCAGUGAUGAGGGCGAGGUGUUCCUCUAG
Molecule: messenger RNA, 2328 nt
Organism: Anthostomella pinea
Lineage: Eukaryota; Fungi; Ascomycota; Sordariomycetes; Xylariales; Xylariaceae
Source: the annotation of a GenBank genome assembly